AUGUCGAACCCCAUGCAUGGUGACAAGCGGAGAUGGAUGCCAGAUCAAGCAGUGGACUUCCACCAGCAGAACAUGGCUUGCAGUGGUCGCUCCCGGUUAAAGUACGAUAACAAGAUCAACUCGACCAGAGAUCAUGCCGCAGAAUCAAUUCGGUCUCGCGCAAAGUUGAACGUCUGGGGUUGCACCCGUCCUUCUUCUCCUGUGAUCAACACGCCGUCUGUCAUGUGGCUUCGGACGGUUGUUGAUCGUGCAAACUUUGAUCACGGUACAACAAGUUGA
Messenger RNA from Penicillium diatomitis, 279 nucleotides. RefSeq lists its product as uncharacterized. The transcript has a single exon. The record is from RefSeq and is a predicted model, not a curated record. Bases 1 to 279 code for a protein of 92 amino acids. Lineage: Eukaryota; Fungi; Ascomycota; Eurotiomycetes; Eurotiales; Aspergillaceae.